Molecule: messenger RNA, 2518 nt
Organism: Asterias rubens (European starfish)
Lineage: Eukaryota; Metazoa; Echinodermata; Asteroidea; Forcipulatida; Asteriidae
Product: LRP2-binding protein-like
Exons: 8
Coding region: 443-1504 (353 amino acids)
Molecular function (GO): protein binding
Source: RefSeq, a predicted model, not a curated record
UGUCUGUGUUAUCCGAGAUACAGCAAGUAUGAAUGGAAGAGCAAGAACAGAGUAGACAAUCGGGAGCUCCCGCAAUCCAAGUGAUUUGUGUGGCAUCGAUCGAGCUCUCAAACAAAACAAGUGUGUACGUCGACACGUGGUCAGUGAUAUCACGCCCUCAAGCGGCGGUGUGCGAGUUGCUACAGCAACCACUGACUGUUGUAAAGUGUCAUGGCGCUGCCCAUGUAGCGGUAGUUGGUUCAUCUGUCUGCAGUGCAAGCAACCGACACUGGACCGACACGGGCCUCCCUGUGCAAUUUCAGAUUUAUUCUACACGGACUUAUGAUGGACAGCAUGACAGUGAUGCACACAUUGCACACAUCCUAGAUAAGCCAUUCCACCACCCAGUAUUCCAAGAUAAAGACCUAUCCCUCUCAGCUGUUCCUCGGGGCUGGUACCUACCAUGGAGCACCAACUGAAGGUCGUGCCUCCUGCUGAGCCCCUUCCACGCGUGUCACGCUCCCACAGCCUCGUCAGUAAUGACAGCGCACAGAGGAGUUUUCAUAUCAUUGACGAUGAGGCUGUCAAGGAACAGAAACAGAAGGAACUGAACAACAAAGUUGAACAGCUUCUUCUUAGUCAGAUAAAGCAAGGGGACGCCAAUGCACAGUUUCAGCUGGGCCAGUUUUACUUUGAAGAGGAAGCUUAUGAUGAGGCGGCUGUUUAUUUCCAAAGAAGCGUUGAUCAAUGCAGAGACUACCAGGCAAUGUUUCAGCUGGGAAUCAUGUAUUACGAUGGACUUGGAGUCAAGGAAAACCAUAAAUUAGGAUUUGAGAGCAUGAUGAAAGUAGCCAGCUCCUCGAGUAAGAGGGCCAAGCAUCUUGUUCCCUUUGCCCAGUACAAUGUUGGCCGUGCCUACUUUGAAGGCUACGGCGUGAAGCAGUCGGACGCUGAGGCAGAGAAAUGGUGGCUCCUUGCAGCCGAUGAUGGCAAUCCACAUGCAAGUAUUAAAGCUCAGACAGUGCUGGGGAUGUACUAUUCAAGAGACUGGAGUCUUGAUCUCAAAAAGGCGUUCUUUUGGCACUCUGAGGCUACUGGCAAUGGGAGUCUGGAAUCACAAGGAGCUCUUGGAGUAAUGUAUGAAACAGGACAAGGAUGUUCAAAGAACACUGACUCAGCCUUUGAGUGUCUGAAGGAGGCUUCUGAAAGGGGCAACGUGUACGCUAUGGGGAACCUUGUGGCUCACUACUAUGGCAAGAAGCUAUACACCAAAGCAGCUGAACUUGCAGCACGAGUGUCUCAGCUGGAUGAUUUUGUGGAGCUGAGUAAGACAACGGACUGUCUACCAGUAUUUAUUGCUAAGGGUAUAGCAUUGGGUAGCUUCUUCUAUGCUCGCUGUUUACACAUGGGCCAUGGCGUGAAGAAGGAAAAAGAUCUGGCUCAAAAGUACUAUUCACGGGCUUUUGAGUUUGAUGGGUCUACAACCCAACGUCUCCAGGGACGAGUCACCCACGGAGAAAUAUAAAGAUGUGCACAUUUUCCUCCUAUUCAUUAAAAAAUCUGUUUAUUUAUUGUUAACAUUUUGAAAUCAAUUUUUUUAUAUAUAUACCACUUAUAGAAUUCCUCUCCUUUUUUAUUGGGGUCUGGGUGGGGAAAUUUACAGUUUUUGAAAGAUUACACCAGAACAAAAAGCCCCAAAAUGCCACUUUAAUAACACAACAGCCCACCAUUAAAAAAAUAUGCAAAAUAAUUAAAUAAUAUGCCAAUUUGUGUAACUUCCUUGGGUACAGAAAAAUGGCUCUUAAUAUCAUUUUCUGUAAAUAUUGAGAAAACUCUGCAAUGAAUCUUGAAUUUUGAGUUGUCAUGUUUUGGUUGAAUUAUAUUGCUUUAAAAAGUAACCAUUGACUCAAUCGAAAUUUAUGGAUUAAAUAAAAUAAAAUACGGAAGCCUUUUUGAGAUAUGGCGGACGCAAUACUACACCACUAUAAGGUUUUCUUUUGGUAAAUUUGUCUGUAUACACCCAAACCAAACAGCUAUACAUUUGUAGACUCCAAUCAGGUUUGCCAUACCUCAAAAAGGCUUAUAGCGUAGACCUACUUAAGAAUUUUUACAAGGGAUUAAUUAUUCAGAAUUAUUCUGUUAUAUUUUAUUGUAUUUUAAGUUUGGCAGCGCAUCAAAAGGAUGGCAAAAAAUAAUUGUCAAACAUUAUUUGAUAGGACAACUUGCCGAUGAAUACAAGUCAGGUCCAUAUUUCAUAGAUUUGCUUAUAAUUUUGUGCCCAACAGUAGGAUCUUAGCACAAAAGAAUUGUGCUCAGAGUCAGAGGUGCAACGUGUUGGAUUAGCUCGUAGGGCCUCAAAACUUUUCAUAGAAGUUGAGGAGAAUUUGAUUGACAUUUAAUAUUGUGUGUUUGACAUAUCUAUGAAUUCAAGAAAUAUGUAAAAACUAUGUACAGUAAAUGAGUUUUUGAUAAAAAUAAAUAGUUUUUUUAAUAUCAGAUUGAAAAAUAAUACUAGAAAGGUAUUUUCUUUUCCUUAUUU